ACAUUUUGGCCGGUCGUAGCGAUCCAUCAUUGGUGUCCGGUGUUGUCCUUGUGAAUGGCAAAGAUCGACCACCUAACUUCAAGAGGACCUCAGCUUACGUUAGUCAGGACAAUUUUGCAAUGGGAUCACUUACUGUGCGCGAAAAUUUGUACUUCUCAGCAGCCCUUCGAUUGCCAGUGUGGGUGUCUCACAAGGACCGCGAGGCUCGUGUUACAGCUCUUCUGACAAAAUUGGGUCUUAUCUCUGUUGCCGACGUAAAGGUUGGUACGGAGUUGGUGCGUGGCAUCUCUGGUGGGGAACGCAAAAGAACCAACAUUGGAAUCGAACUGAUAACGGAUCCGUGUAUCAUUUUUCUCGAUGAACCCACCACUGGCCUAGAUACGUUUACAGCCUCUAAGCUGAUGAAGCUACUAAAGAGCCUUAGUGCUGAGGGGAAGACCAUCAUUGCCUCGAUCCACCAGCCCAAUUCCUCCAUCUACAAACUCUUUGAUUCUCUCACCCUCCUCUGCAACGGCUACGCCAUCUACAACGGGCCGAUAGCAAACGACGCUCCCAUAAAUUUCUUUCGUGGUCUAGGCUACAAAGUGAGUGCUCGCGAAAAUCCUGCUGACUUCUUCAUUGACUUGUUGUACCAAGACCUUCCCGAGGAAGCCAGAAGUCAGCUUCAAAGCGGUGAAGAUGAAGACGAGGUCUUUAUCGCCGACAAGGUGAAGCGUCUCUCAAUCUGCCCAUCUCGAAUGAAACAACUCCAAUCGCUUUUCGAGGCGUCUUCAGAUUGGUCUUUUUGGAUAUCUGAGGCCAAGUAUAUCUACUCGGUGUGGAGAAACCUUCAGAAGCCACCGAAACCGAUGUCGCGCGAAUGCUCCUCCAGUCACUUUCACAGCGCUAGCGGCAGUGAAGCAGAGCUGAGCCCGCUGAUGGCCAACCCGAGGAAGUCUAAGUCUACAACAAGGCAAGUGAACAAACUUCCAAAUCCUGCCAUCCCCGAUGAGUCAAUCGCGGAAUUGACGUCGCUUUAUGAUGAGGUUUUCGUUAACUCUUCAAAGGGUCGACAAUCAGAAAUCUUUAGUAGAACAGAAGUGGAAAGGAAGGGACUUGGUUUAGGAUGCAACGAAAAGGAAUACAGACCCAUACCAAUGUAUCGCCAGUUUGCCAUCCUUGCUAGCCGUGGAUUUCUGGACACAAUGAGAAAUCCGAAUGGAGCUGCCGUCCACUUUAUCGGAGUCGCCCUAUUCACCCUUCUCCUCGGGACCGUCUACUACCAGAUGGGCUUCUCUAGCGAAGCCGGCAUCCAAAAUCGGGCCGGUUUGUUUUACUUCCUUUGUUUGGAGCUGGCUUAUUUCAACGGCAAUUGUGUUGACAUUUUCGUCAAAGACUGGGCAAAGUUCAAGCACGAGCGUGCAUGUGGCUUCUACCAGACGUCAACGUACUUCCUGGCCAAGGUGUUGUGCGAGGUGCUGCCGGUCAAGUUGGGUCCGAUUUUGCUGUUCUUCCCGAUGCUCUACGGAGUGACGGGUCUGCGAAGGGAAGUGGGUGCCCUGCUUUUCUGGGAGCUCUCCUGCCUCUGCAUGGGCACGGCUGCGGCUGCCAUUGUCACCUUUUCCACUGUACUUUUCAACCACGUAGCACUGGGUUAUGCAGUCGGAGGAAUUAUGCUAUCGUUUAUGAUGGUAAGCACUUUCGCCCAGGCACACUUUUUUUUCCGCAGAAGACGAGUAGUGCUAUGUGUAAAAGGCUUCGCUGUGCGAUAA
This is a messenger RNA of Mesocestoides corti, 1751 nucleotides long. NCBI's taxonomy places the organism in Eukaryota, Metazoa, Platyhelminthes, Cestoda, Cyclophyllidea, Mesocestoididae. The record is from the annotation of a GenBank genome assembly.